AGUCAGAUUGACAUUCUUUCUGGAUCAUGGCAUUGUGAAAAACCAGAAAAGAUAACUGCAUACAAUGAGCAAUAUAAAUUGUGUUUCCCAGUUCAUGAAAGUUCUGAAAAACAUUUAGAUAUACCUAGUCUAGAUAGCUUUACAUCAGACCUACUAGUUAAAAAACAUGGUCAAAAAGCUUUUACAGUUUCUAAUAAGAAAAAGACUUUAUAUACACCUUUUCUAAAAUCAGUAGAAAAAUUGGCUUAUCAAGGACAAGCUGCUGCUAAAAUGGGUAUUGUUUCAUCGUCUUACAUGCAACAGGCAUUAGGUACAUUAUUAGAAACAUUAUUAGACAAAGAGGUGAAUAUGGAUAGGGCAGUACAACAAGUACGUGAUAUCUUUGCUAUGUCAACAAAAAGUGUUGAUCAGGUUGCAAGAGCAGGUGCAUUUCAUCACCUUAUUAGAAGAAAACUAGUAAUGGAAGAUACUGGGUUAAAUGACAUAAAGGAACUUAAAAAUUCUUUAAUUUCUUUACCACUUUCAAGCAGUGGAGUGUUCGGUGACAAGUUUGAACAAACCUUGAAAGAUAGGAUAGAAAAAGACAAACAACUUAAGGAAUUGCUUCCUGAGUUACAUAUUGGAAAUAAACCUACAUCUUUUCUAGGUAAAAGAAAAAACACUGCUUCUAAUGAUUGGCAAGCAAAACGUGUAAAACAAAAUGUUAAUCAGAACAGUUUUAAAUCAACUCCAAGUACUCAGCGUUCUUUUCAGAGAACUAGCACUGUUUCAAGACCUGACAAGAGUGAAAAUAAGUUCGAGAAAGCAGGAACUAAUUUUCGUCCCUCAUGGGGCAACCAGGGAAAAAACCAACAAAGAAAAUGACUAUUUAAAGACGCUGUAGUGAUCUUCAAGCAUUGAGAAUAGGAGAUGGUAAUAUUAGUGUACAUAGUACUGGUGUGAUUUUCAUUAGAGAAGGCCUUUCAAAGCAGGAUCGUCCUGGACAUAAUGGUUCAAAAAUAUUUGUCCCAAGUUUUAAGGACAACAAAUUAUUGAAUCCGAAAAGGUCAUUGUUUUAUUAUUUGAAAAUGACGGAUAACUUCCGUAAUUGUGACAGAAGUAACAGUAAACUGUUUUUAAGUGUAAAUAGUCCGCACAACCCGGUCUCUAGUCAGACAAUUUCGAAUUGGAUUGUCCAAACCAUCCAAAUGGCAUAUAAUGACAAAAACAAGUCUGUCAAGGCGCAUAGUACAAGAGCUAUUGGUCCUUCAUGGGCCCUAUUUAAUGGUUCAUCUAUGAAAUCCAUCAUGGAAGCA
Mytilus trossulus (common blue mussel) is the source of this 1295-nucleotide messenger RNA. RefSeq lists its product as uncharacterized. The transcript is spliced from 2 exons. Lineage: Eukaryota; Metazoa; Mollusca; Bivalvia; Mytilida; Mytilidae. The record is from RefSeq and is a predicted model, not a curated record. Bases 271 to 864 code for a protein of 197 amino acids.